Messenger RNA from Acaulospora colombiana, 802 nucleotides. Lineage: Eukaryota; Fungi; Glomeromycota; Glomeromycetes; Diversisporales; Acaulosporaceae. The record is from the annotation of a GenBank genome assembly.
CUGAAGAGAAAGGAUACGACGUUCGAUGAUGGUGUCCCGGAAAGGACGAAGAGAAGGCGGUCGAUACGGGAUAGCUUACGUGUCAAGCGAGAGAGCUUUUCGUUCCUCAAAAACAAACCUCCUGCUCCAGAUACCUUUGCUUUUGGUGCUUCUCCCAGCUUGUAUGAAACGCCUGAGAAGAGUAGGCCCCCAGCAACAACACCAGACGAGCGACUCGAAGUCUCUGUGGAUGCACCGCCAGAAGGGGACAGCGCGCUCGUGAGCAGCCCAUUGGGAGAGACGAACAGCGAGGGCUUGAAUGCGGCUGCUGGGGGAAGUAGGCAGAGCUUGAGCAGUUCAAAGCGGCCGACGAUCAAGCAUACGAAUAGUGCGCCGUCACGGUCGAAUGCUAGUUCUAUAAGGAGCGAGUCUGGAUCUGUGAACCCCUCUCAAGAAUCUUCAUCGCAGCGCAAGUCAAUGACAGGGCUCAGAGAAUCAGUGGACGGGCAUCGCCGUCAUGAUCAAGGGUCACCUUCGAAACACCGACAUGAACACAAGCAUCAUCAUCACAGUCUCAUUUCAAAGCUUAUUCCUGGUCAUGGAGGAGACAAGGCGAUGGAUAAAUUGGAAAAGUUGACGUUGUUGGAAGAUAUUGCCGUGCCGCAAGAGUGGUUGACUGGUGUAGUCAUGAUCAAGAUUUCCGAUAGAGGCGAGAAGAGAAGAGGCUUUAGAAUUGAUCCAGAUCAAGGGUUGAUUCUCUGGGAUUCCAAGAGUGCCAAUAUCAUCAUGAUUGAAAAUAUCAAAGAGCUCCGAAAAGGCGAAA